AUGCAGGAGCCUCCAGAGCUAUUGGCUUACAGGGCUCUGCAGGCGGUACAGCGCGGAAAUGCGGAAGAGUUAUCAAAGUUAAUCCAGGCAGGAGCAAAUGCGCAUGUCAUCAACGCGGUUGUCAAGACGGGCACAAGCCCAAAUGGACGCCCCGAUCGUGAGGCAAAGGGAGAUCUUCUUUAUCACGCGGUGGAUAAGGAAAACGUCGAGCUGGCUAAAGUUCUGCUGAGCAACGGCGCAGAAGCUAACGGCUCGAAGAAUGAUGAGAGUCCACCUCCGCUUCGAGCUGCGGUGGUGCGCAAUAAUCUAGAUCUGGUUACUUUACUUUUGAAACGGGGCGCGCAUGUGAACCGAACUUAUACGAUCACGACCGGUUUCACUAAACUCACGAUGACUGUUUUGUUCGAAACAACUUCCGACGCCAUUUACAAAAGUCUUUUCCGAAGAGGAGGGGAUGUAAAUAUCCGAGACUCCAGGGGUGACACGCCACUACACGUUCAUGCGGAACGCUGGGAUGCGACUGCUGUUAACGGGCUGGUAGAAUACGGGGCGGACGUGAACGCGCUUGACAAGGAACAUCGCACGCCAUUGUUGAGGGCAAUACAGCAGUGGGGAUUUCGAGAGGGUUGCCAGGAGGAGGAACAUUUCAUUGAUGUGUGUCAUAUUCUCAUGAGUCACAAGGCAACACCUCCUCCGGACUCCAUUACGAGCGAGGCUGAAAAUUCGGAACGUCUUGCUCGACGCUUACGGAUUGUUAAGGAAUGGGUAAAUCAGCGCAAUGUUGGGAUGGUGGUGCUAUCACAUAUACCCGUGGAGGUUUAUCGUCGAGGUGUCACUGACAUUGCGAGGUAUUUUGCAGCAAAUACGCUUGUUCCUGUUGCAGUUGAACACAAUGAGUAUCGAACCGAAGUCCUUCCGGAAGUUUCCCGGCGGCAAUCCAAAACUGGAGUUGCAGCGUGGAAAUCGGGGGAAGAGGUGCUACAGCGUCAGGUAGAGAUCCUACCUGCUCUGAGCCGUUCUCCAAGCCAGCGAAUACAUGUUUCAAGUUGCGAAGAUGUUAGCACCGUUAGCGAUGCAAGGCCAGCACUGCCUCCACUAGCAACUCGGUCCGAAUCGCCAGCAGUAGCCCCAUUGCUACUGUACCGCCUUAAGAUACUGCGUGCAACUGGCCUCCGUCGUGUACACAAGUACCGUAAACAGAGCCCGUACUGCAUCUGUCGACUAGUUCGUGGCGAUGGCGACGUACUCACCCACGUCCAGACAUCGGUGCACCCUGGAGGCGGGGAAGACCCAACAUGGGGAGGUCAAGUCUUCGAUCUGGCACUCACACCAGAGAAUACGCGAACAUGCACGCUGGUGUUUGUCCUCAAGCACUCGGGCAUGAUGACAUCUCUUAACGAGCGGAUCGCCACGGGCAUGAUGCCAUUUCCUUACAUCCCCGCUGGCCACUCGCUGACGCACAAGUUGCUGCUCUUGAACAAUGACCAACCCGCUGGACGCCUGAAAAUCUACAUUGAAGCAUACUAA
Phytophthora infestans T30-4 is the source of this 1527-nucleotide messenger RNA. RefSeq lists its product as uncharacterized. Bases 1 to 1527 code for a protein of 508 amino acids. NCBI's taxonomy places the organism in Eukaryota, Oomycota, Peronosporomycetes, Peronosporales, Peronosporaceae. Gene Ontology annotation, molecular function: protein binding. The record is from RefSeq and is a predicted model, not a curated record. The transcript is spliced from 7 exons.